AUGUGGAUGAACUCUGAUACAUUUAAGAACAUUAUGGUGUUCUUCGGCAUCAUGGAUGUGGUCCUUCAAUAUGAGACAGAUGAAAUUAUGGAUCGUGUCAAAGGCGGUUGGUUGGAGGUAAGAGGACGGCUGAUGCCAGUGCCUGUGUCUUGCGACGAGCGAGACGUAAGGGAGCUUGGAGUUGGGUCAUGGCAAUUACACGUCGACCGAACGAAAUUCACUAAUCCAGUGACAAUCCGGAGCUGUACCCCAGAGCAAGCGGAGUUAUAUGCCAGCAUUGAGGUUCCUACAUCCGACGCUGGACACUUCCCUUACGACAAUGCUAAAGGCCGUCUUCAUUACAUGCCAACAGCAAACCACGAAGACUUUAUGGCAGAAGCAUUGAAGCUGCGUAUCGUAGAUCCGGAGAGCGGGAUCUUUAAGAGAAUUGGUGUGGUAAAUGAAGUAGUGAUUCCGCACCAAGUGGACAAGACACCACUGCUGCUGGCGCAGGGAAAGGAGAUUAUGAAAGCAAAACCUGUCCAGCCUUAA
This is a messenger RNA of Paraphaeosphaeria sporulosa, 531 nucleotides long. RefSeq lists its product as uncharacterized. NCBI's taxonomy places the organism in Eukaryota, Fungi, Ascomycota, Dothideomycetes, Pleosporales, Didymosphaeriaceae. The record is from RefSeq and is a predicted model, not a curated record. The transcript has a single exon. The coding region runs from base 1 to 531 and encodes 176 amino acids.